Molecule: messenger RNA, 144 nt
Organism: Cetraspora pellucida
Lineage: Eukaryota; Fungi; Glomeromycota; Glomeromycetes; Diversisporales; Gigasporaceae
Source: the annotation of a GenBank genome assembly
AUGCAUAUAGGUAAAGAAAGUUAUAAUUCAUUAAAUUAUAUUUAUCUAAAAUUUGCUCAUAAGCUUCUAAAAUUAAAAGAUAAUGGAUUUGUUAAUAAAAUAGAAAUUAUAUGGCUUGUAAAGUUUUUUCUUACAAAAGAUUGA